Meloidogyne enterolobii is the source of this 1008-nucleotide messenger RNA. NCBI's taxonomy places the organism in Eukaryota, Metazoa, Nematoda, Chromadorea, Rhabditida, Meloidogynidae. The record is from the annotation of a GenBank genome assembly.
AUGGUGGGCUUGGCUUGCGCCGUAGUGGCCUUGCGCCAUAAUGGCCCUGCGCUUAGUGGUCGCGCCAUAGUGGCCCGCGCCAUAGUUUCCGUUUUCCUUAUUUUUAGAAUAUGUAUUUUUUGGUUUCAGUCUUGUUCGUGUUAUAGUCCAUUCACUGAAUAUGUCAACACAAACCUUACAUUAGCGAAUCCUUCGUCUAGAGAUGUUUACUUUAAAGUCAAGACUACAGCACCGAAAUUUUAUUGUGUUCGUCCAAAUUCUGGGAUUAUUAAGGCAAAGGACAAAGCACAAAUUAAUGUAAUGCUUCAACCAAUCGAUUCGCCUGAGAUUUUGGAAAGCGAACGAAGCCGCCACAAAUUUAUGAUACAGAGUGCAUUUGCUCCUGAUAAUGCUGAUUAUUCGACUAGUUCUUCGCCAACACCACCAGAACAGUUUUGGAAGGAAGUGGAUGCUUCUCAAGUUAUGGAUUCUAAAUUAAGGGUUAUCUUCCAGUGGCCAUUUGGAUAUUCUCCGGAUCAGGGGUUUGGAAGUGAUGCUGCUAAUUCAUCUGCAAAUCCAUCAGCUGCUAAAAAUUCGGAAAUUAAACAAAUGCUUCGACAACAGGCUGAAAAGCCGGUGAAUAUUCCUACAAUGUCUUCAGAAUCGGAAUUGUUUACUGCUGAUCCUCAAGCGGCUCUUCAAAAAGAAAUAGAAUUACGAAAAAUGUAUCAAGAUGAGAAAGCAAAUUUGGAAAAAGAAAAUUUCGCUUUAAUGGAAAAAGUUGAACAACUUGCUCGUGCUUCACGUUCGGUUGGAGCACUUACUCAACAGGACAGUGUUUCUAUUGUUCAAGUAUUUUUUGACAUUAAUUUUUUAAUGAACCGCCACGAAGUCUAAAAGAGUCUCUGGUUAACAUAAGUACUGGGGCCUUCAAGUGCUUGGCUUGAUUUUGUAGCCUAAGGGUGUGGUUCCGGAUUCUGAACCGAACCCAUAAUAAUUCCAAUACCCAGUUGUGCCUGUUUAUAAGAU